This is a messenger RNA of Ipomoea nil (Japanese morning glory), 2033 nucleotides long. Its product is annotated as receptor-like protein 12. The record is from RefSeq and is a predicted model, not a curated record. Gene Ontology annotation, molecular function: protein binding. Bases 8 to 1492 code for a protein of 494 amino acids. Lineage: Eukaryota; Viridiplantae; Streptophyta; Magnoliopsida; Solanales; Convolvulaceae. The transcript is spliced from 3 exons.
AAGACUUAUGAGUCUUAUUUAUGUGGAUUUCUCAUUUAACAACUUCACUGGCUCAAUCCCACAUUUCCAGCAUUCAAAGAACCUUAUCUACUUAGAUUUUUCUCAUAAUGGCCUAACAGGUCCACUCUCUUCCAAGCAUUUCGAAGGCCUUUCAGAAAUUGUGAAUAUAGAUUUAAUGUCUAAUUUACUCUCUGGAAGAAUUCCCCAAUCUCUGUUUUCACUUCCAUCAUUGCAGAAACUUGUGCUUUCAAACAAUAAAUUUGAUGGUCAAGUUGAUGAAUACCUGAAUGUAUCUGCCUCUCAAAUGGAUACACUCGACUUGAGUUCUAACCGUCUAAAUGGGCCCAUUCCGGAGUACUUCUUUGAAUUUCCAAAGCUGAAUGUGCUAUUACUUUCUUCCAACUCCUUCAGUGGAAGGAUACAGUUCGAAAGUCUCCAAAAGCUCAAGAACCUCACAAGAUUUGAGCUUUCUCACAACAAUUUGUCAGUUGACGUAAGUAGCAGUAGUUCGGCCUUCUCAUUCUUUCCCAAGAUUACAAUAUUGAAAAUGGCUUCUUGUCAAUUACAAAAAUUUCCGGAUCUUAGAACUCAAUCAAGUAUGAUCCAUUUAGACCUAUCAGACAAUGGAAUUAGAGGGGAAAUACCAAACUGGAUAUGGAGUGUGGGUAAUGGAAAUCUGGUUCACCUGAAUCUUUCCCACAAUUUCUUAGAUGGUCUAGAAAAGCCUUAUACAAUUCCAACUAGUCUUUCAGUACUAGACUUGCACUCAAAUCAACUGCAUGGCGAACUUCCGAUUGGAGUAGCCCCAGCCUUGGAUGCUAUGUAUCUUGAUUACUCAAACAAUGUUUUCAACAGUUCCAUCCCGUUUGAUCUUGGGAGUUAUGCUCCAUAUGCUUCUUUCUUGUCUCUUUCAAAAAAUAGCUUCACUGGGACAAUUCCUGAAUCCAUAUGCAAUACAAGCUAUCUGCAGGUGCUUGAUCUAUCCAAAAAUAAGCUGAGUGGCAUACUUCCAUCCUGUUUAUUCAGCAAUCUUGGGAUCCUAGGAGUACUAAACCUUGGGGAAAAUCAAAUCAAUGGUAACAUACCUGAUUCCUUCUCAAGUAAUUGUGCUCUAAAAACAUUAGACCUCAGUAGGAAUUUCUUUGAUGGGAAGAUUCCAAAAUCUCUAAUAAAUUGUUCGUCAUUGGAAGUUCUGAAUGUUGGGAGCAACAAAAUUGUAGAUACCUUUCCAUGCCUAUUGGAAAACUUAUCUAGUUUGCGUGUCCUAGUCUUGCAAUCCAAUCAGUUCCAUGGUGAGCUUCACUGUGGUAAUGCCAAUCAUAGCUGGCCGAAUCUUCAGAUUAUUGAUAUUGCUUCCAAUAAGUUCAGUGGCAAACUCUCUCCAAAAUGCUUCUUGAACUGGAAAGGAAUGAUUUUUGGUGAAGAUACGGUGCAACCAGUGCAACACAUCAGGGAACAUCCCAGAAACAAUUGGACAUCUGAAAAUGAUUGAGUCCUUAGAUCUUUCAUCAAACCAGCUAGGUGGAGAGAUCCCAGCACAACUUGCAAAUCUGUCGUUCCUAUUAGUCUUGAAUCUAUCAUUCAAUAGACUCUCUGGUAGUAUUCCAACAGGCAAUCAACUUAAUACAUUUGAAGCAAGUUCCUAUUUGGGUAAUCCAGAACUGUGUGGUCUUCCUCUCUCAAAAAGUUGCAAAUCAAGAACAAGUUCCAAUGACGGCCAAUCUGAGAUAGAAUUGGAUGGUGACCAAUCUGAGAUCAAAUGGGAAUACGUAACUUCUGCUUUGGGAUUCAUUGUGGGUUUAGGGGCUUACCUUUGGAUGCUUUUGCAUAACAAGAGAUGCAGGGAAGCAUACCAACAACUUGACAAAGUAUUAGUAAGGCUAUCCGGUCGAGGAAGAAAAUCUCCAGGACGCAGACUUCACAGGAAGCGAAUCAGAUCACUCUAAGCUGCAGCCUGCAGGUAUGGAUGCUGAGCUCAGUUAUUGUGGUGGUGAUAGCUCUCAGUUUGCAUAUUUUGCAUUUUUGUAAUUAUU